Scheffersomyces stipitis CBS 6054 is the source of this 1038-nucleotide messenger RNA. RefSeq names its product Utr2p (gene UTR2). The annotation marks the transcript as partial. The record is from RefSeq and is a predicted model, not a curated record. Gene Ontology annotation, cellular component: fungal-type cell wall. Gene Ontology annotation, molecular function: hydrolase activity, hydrolyzing O-glycosyl compounds; glycosyltransferase activity. The transcript has a single exon. Lineage: Eukaryota; Fungi; Ascomycota; Pichiomycetes; Serinales; Debaryomycetaceae. Gene Ontology annotation, biological process: carbohydrate metabolic process; fungal-type cell wall organization.
AUGGCCGUCUACACCUGUAACGAAACCGUUACGUGUCCAGAGUCGGCUCCUUGUUGUUCCCAGUACGGUGAAUGUGGUACUGGUGCCUACUGUUUGGGUGGUUGUGACGUUCGUUUCUCGUUCAACUUAUCGUCAUGUAUGCCUAUGCCCAGAAUGAGCUCGUUCGAAACCAACUUCACCGACAUAGACUCGGUCGAAAUCCAGACUGAAUAUUUGGGUAACUCUUCUGAGUCAGACUGGGUGUACACUGGCUGGGCUGCUACUCAUGAUGAUGCUCUUUUGUUACAAAUGCCCAAGAAUUCGUCCGGUACCGUUCUUUCCUCUACCAAAUACUUGUGGUACGGAAAGGUUUCGGCUACUCUUAAAACUUCUCAUGACACUGGUGUGAUCACUGCCUUCAUUUUGUACUCAGAUGUCAAGGAUGAAAUCGAUUAUGAAUUCGUUGGUUACAACUUGACCAGUCCCCAAACUAACUUCUAUGCCUUGGGGAUCUUGAACUAUACCAAUGCAGGCAAUGCUUCGUCUACUGAUACUUUUGAAAACUGGCACGACUAUGAAUUGGACUGGAAGGAAGACUCAAUUACCUGGUCUAUUAACGGUAAACAAGUUCGUGUGUUGAAUAAGGCAGACACCUGGAACGAAACUUCCAAGAGAUACAACUUCCCCCAGACUCCUUCAAGAAUCCAGAUGUCUUUAUGGCCCGGUGGUGGUGCCGGUAACGGUAUUGGUACGAUUGCAUGGGCCGGUGGUGCUAUCAACUGGGAUUCGGAAGAUAUCCAACAAUACGGCUACUAUUAUGCGUACUUGAAGUCUGUCUCCGUUGAAGCUUAUGAUUUGCCAGAUGGAGUCAAACUGGACGGUUCUAAAAAGGCAAGUGAAUAUAAUGCCUUCCUUUACAACGCAACUGGUCUUGUAAACGAAGAUGAUGUCUAUUUGACCAACAAGAAGACUUGGUUGGGAAGCAACAAUGCUACUGGGUUUAACCCCCAAAAUGAUAAAGACCCAAAGGUGGUCUCGGCCAAGAACAAGACCUCGACC